Messenger RNA from Blastocystis hominis, 960 nucleotides. RefSeq lists its product as hypothetical. Lineage: Eukaryota; Bigyra; Opalinata; Blastocystidae. Gene Ontology annotation, molecular function: cysteine-type endopeptidase activity. The record is from RefSeq and is a predicted model, not a curated record. Gene Ontology annotation, cellular component: lysosome. The coding region runs from base 1 to 960 and encodes 319 amino acids. The transcript has a single exon.
AUGAAAUCUGUAAUCGUUCUUCUUUUUACUAUUUUGGUUUUUGCGCAUCCUCCUAGACUCGUGGAGAUCGCAAAGAGGGUAAACAAGCAACAGAAUUCGUGGGUAGCCAAUGAAAACACUCCGUUGCGUGAUUAUUCCAGCUUUAUUGGGACGUUGAAAAACAAGAAACCGCUUCCAAUUCGUUCUAUACCAAUUAAAAGAGAGUUGCCCAAAGAGUUUGAUAGCAGUGAAAAAUGGCCGGAGUGUCCGUCAAUCUUGGAAGUGCGGGAUCAGUCCUCUUGUGCAUCAUGUUGGGCAUUUGGUGUCGUGGAAGUCGCGACCGAUCGUAUCUGCAUUGAGUCAAAGGGAAAGAACCAGGUGCGUCUCUCAGCCGAAGACGUGUUGGAAUGUUGUAAGGACUGCGGUUUCCAAUGCCAAGGUGGCUAUAGUGCCAUGGCUUGGGAGUACUUGCGUCGUACCGGAGUUGUAACGGGAGGACAGUAUAACUCUACGGAGUGGUGCAAGUCGUACCCGUUUCCUCCGUGCUCGCAUGGGAUUGAAGGUCAGUAUCCUCAGUGCUCUACAAAGCCUCCUGUAGUUCCUAAGUGCGAGACGACAUGUCAGGAAGGGUAUCCCAUUGAGUAUGAGAAGGACCGCUACAAGUUCAGCAACGUGUAUCAGUUGGAAAACAAUGUAGACCAGAUCAAGAACGAGAUUAUGGAGAAUGGUCCUGUGGAUGCUUCAUUCCAAGUGUAUGAAGAUUUCAUGACUUACAAGAGCGGAAUUUAUCAUCAUGUGGAGGGUAAGUUCAUGAAUUUGCACACUGUGAAGAUCAUUGGUUGGGGAGAGGAAAAUGGAGAGGCCUACUGGAAGGCUGUAAACAGUUGGAAUUCCGAAUGGGGUGAGAAUGGAUUAUUCCGAAUUCGCUUGGGGACAAAUGAGUGUACUAUCGAAAGUCAGGUUGAAGGGGGAUUGGUUUGA